Messenger RNA from Aegilops tauschii subsp. strangulata, 1491 nucleotides. Lineage: Eukaryota; Viridiplantae; Streptophyta; Magnoliopsida; Poales; Poaceae. The record is from RefSeq and is a predicted model, not a curated record.
AUGGACCACGGCAGCUUUCGCCAGGUGCUCCAUAGCGGCCAGGGGUCACUCCCUGGCCGUGCUCCCAACCUGAACCGCAACAGGGAGAGAGGCCAUGCCCUGCUCUAUGCCGAUUACUUUGCGAACACCCCGCUCUUCAAGCCAGAUAAAUUUCGUCGCCGUUUUCGUAUGGCAAGGCAUCUGUUCAAUCGUAUCCGAGAGGGAGUGGUUGCUCAUGACCCAUACUUCGAGUGCAAGACGGAUGCCCUUGGCAAGCUUGGAUUCUCCUCUUACCAGAAGUGCACCGCGGCCAUCGGCAUGCUUGCAUAUGGAAUUCCAGGCGAUCUGGUGGAUGAGUACGUGCGCAUGAGUGAGUCGACAUGUCUGUUGUCACUUUACAAGUUCUACAAGGCUGUGGUGGCAGUGUUUGGCCCUGAGUACUUGAGGCAGCUGUCGCCAAAUGCCACUGAUACAGAAAGCUUGUUGGCGACCAACGCAGCUAGAGGCUUUCCAGGCAUGAUUGGUAGCAUAGAUUGUAUGCACUGGGAGUGGAAGAACUGUCCAUUUUCUUGGCAGGGCCAGUACAAGGGGCAUGUUAAAGCUUGCACUAUCAUAUUAGAAGCGGUGGCUUCGCGAGAAAUAUGGUCAUGGCAUCUGUUCAAUCGUAUCCGAGAGGGAGUGGUUGCUCAUGACCCAUACUUCGAGUGCAAGACGGAUGCCCUUGGCAAGCUUGGAUUCUCCUCUUACCAGAAGUGCACCGCGGCCAUCGGCAUGCUUGCAUAUGGAAUUCCAGGCGAUCUGGUGGAUGAGUACGUGCGCAUGAGUGAGUCGACAUGUCUGUUGUCACUUUACAAGUUCUACAAGGCUGUGGUGGCAGUGUUUGGCCCUGAGUACUUGAGGCAGCUGUCGCCAAAUGCCACUGAUACAGAAAGCUUGUUGGCGACCAACGCAGCUAGAGGCUUUCCAGGCAUGAUUGGUAGCAUAGAUUGUAUGCACUGGGAGUGGAAGAACUGUCCAUUUUCUUGGCAGGGCCAGUACAAGGGGCAUGUUAAAGCUUGCACUAUCAUAUUAGAAGCGGUGGCUUCGCAAGAUCUUUGGAUAUGGCAUUCUUUCUUCGACAUGGCAGGUUCUCACAAUGAUAUCAACGUGCUGCCGCGUUCUCCAGUCUUCGCAAGGCUUGCAGAAGGCCACUCCCCACCUGGCAACUUUGAGAUCAACGGCCACCAGUAUAACAAGGAAUACUACCUAGCUGAUGGUAUAUAUCGGAAGCUUCGGGAGGUGAUGACUGCUUGUGUGAUCAUGCACAACAUAAUCAUCGAGGACGAGCGUGAUAACAGCAUCUUCGACCAAGGAUUUGAUUUUCAAGAUGAAAAUAUUCAGCCCCUGCACCAAGAACCGGCCAUGUUUGAGAAGUUUGCCCAAUUUCAUCGUGAAAUGCAUGAUUGGCACACUCAUUUGGAUCUUCAAAAUGACUUGGUUGAGCACAUGUGGAAUCACAUUGGCAACCAAUAG